Chrysochloris asiatica (Cape golden mole) is the source of this 681-nucleotide messenger RNA. NCBI's taxonomy places the organism in Eukaryota, Metazoa, Chordata, Mammalia, Afrosoricida, Chrysochloridae. The record is from the annotation of a RefSeq genome assembly.
AUGAACGAAAAUUUAUUUGCCUCAUUCAUCACUCCCACAUUAAUAGGACUACCAAUUGUUCUACUAAUUAUUGCUUUUCCCACUAUUAUAUUCCCUUCAUCUAAACGACUAAUUCCUAAUCGCCUAGUCUCAUUCCAACAAUGAUUAAUCUCAUUAAUUCUUAAACAAAUAAUGGCAAUACACAAUAUUAAAGGUCGAACUUGAUCCCUAAUACUUAUAUCAUUAAUUCUAUUUAUUGGAUCAACAAACCUACUAGGACUUCUACCCCAUUCAUUUACACCUACCACCCAAUUGUCUAUAAAUCUAGGAAUAGCAAUCCCACUAUGAGCUGGAGCCGUAAUCACAGGAUUCCGACACAAAACCAAAGCUUCCCUAGCACAUUUUCUUCCUCAAGGCACCCCAAUCCCACUAAUCCCCAUACUAAUCAUUAUUGAGACUAUCAGCCUAUUCAUUCAACCAAUAGCUCUAGCCGUCCGACUAACCGCCAAUAUUACUGCGGGUCAUUUAUUAAUUCACCUAAUCGGAGGAGCCACUCUAGUACUUAUAUCCAUUAGUAUACCUACAGCAAUUAUUACGUUUAUCAUCUUACUACUUCUCACCGUACUGGAAUUUGCAGUAGCCCUAAUUCAAGCUUACGUAUUUACUCUUCUAGUAAGCCUAUACUUACAUGACAAUACCUAA